This is a messenger RNA of Fusarium oxysporum Fo47, 1581 nucleotides long. Its product is annotated as major facilitator superfamily domain-containing protein. Gene Ontology annotation, biological process: transmembrane transport. Lineage: Eukaryota; Fungi; Ascomycota; Sordariomycetes; Hypocreales; Nectriaceae. The record is from RefSeq and is a predicted model, not a curated record. Gene Ontology annotation, molecular function: transmembrane transporter activity. The transcript is spliced from 7 exons. The coding region runs from base 1 to 1581 and encodes 526 amino acids.
AUGGAGCGAGCAAGAAGCAUUCCAAACCUCACGCCCGUGGGAAGGGAGGCCGAGGUCGACCUUGUGCCCGGCACCGAAGUCAUGACGGAGAUUGGGGGAGCGAGGUUUUACCACAAUGAAGACAAUCCAGAUUCGGUCGUCUUGAUUCCGCAACCGACCGACGAUCCACAUGACCCACUGAACUGGAGCAUGUUCUGGAAAACCUUGGUCAUUGUGAACCAAGGUAUCUUCGUGAUCGCAAGCGUUAUUCCGGCUCUGUCUAUAGCACCUUUAACUCCAGUUUUCAUGCAGCAAUGGGAAAAGUCAUUGACUGACGUCGCUUUGUUGACUGGGGUCACUGUGUUGCUUCUAGGAUACUGCAAUUUCUUCAUCAUCCCUAGCUGCGAGAUUUUCGGACGACGGAUAACCCUCCUUGUCUGCGCAUUGCUGAACUUUGGUGCUUGUAUUUGGCAAGCAACGGCUACAUCAUACGGCUCAUUUUUAGCCGCACGGAUCCUUGCGGGGACAGGGGCGUCUGCUAAUGAGAGCGUUAUGAACGUCGUAGUGACUGACAUAUUCUUCCUUCACGAACGCGGUAAAUAUGUCGGAUCGUACUUUUGGUGUUACUUUAUGGGUCUAUUCCUUGGCCCAAUUAUAUCAGGAGCUGUCCAGGAAAAGGUUUCCUGGAGAAUCUUCUUCUGGGCUUGUACCGGCGCCCAGGGCCUUAACAUCAUUGGACUCCUCUUUUUCUUCCCGGAAACCCGUCGUUUGCGGAAUCAAGAUCCUAUCCCAGCUUUUGUUUCGUCAACACACAUACAAUCCCCCCAACCUGGGAUUCUAGGAAGCGGCAAGCCCAGCCGAGCCCAGUUCGGUAUUUUUCAAGCAAUAGAUCGGACUGCGUGGCGAUCGGUUAUUCGGCACUUUUUCACUCCAGCAUAUAUCUUUUUCUUUCCCAUCAUUUUUUGGGCAUCCAUGUCGAUGGGGUCAGCUGCGAAUGCCCUAUUGGCAGUUAACCUUCUGCAGUCUCCUGGCCUCGCUGCGCCGCCUUAUAACUUCACACCGGCGCAGGUCGGCUACGCCAACUUUGCACUCGUGGGCGGUGGCGUGCUGGGGCUCGCCGUAGCCGGACCAUGGUCGGAUUACGUGUCACAGAAAGCAACGGCGAGGAACAAGGGCAUUCGCGAACCGGAGAUGCGGCUCUGGUCUUUAACUCCAUUCAUUGCUGCGGCUAUUGUUGGGCUAGUGGCUUUCGGUGUUGGCUUGCAGGGCAAAUGGCCUUGGCCUGCCGUCAUUAUCAUCGGGUUCGGCUUCGUGGGUGUCCAGGUUGUCGCCAUCCCUACCAUUUCCAUUACCUAUGCCAUCGAUUGCUAUAGGCCAAUUUCGGGAGAAAUCAUGGCAAUUGCCACUGUCUGCAAGAACACGUUUGGAUUUGGGAUGACGUACUUUGUGAAUGACUGGGCUAUCACCGACGGCUUUGUACCGCCAGUCAUGCUUUUGAUGGCAAUGACAGCUGGUAUCACAUUGGUUGGGAUGGUCGCGUUGAUCUUCUUCGGGAAGAGCUGCAGGCGCUUGACCCGGGAUUCAAAGGUGCAUUCAUUUUAG